Anguilla rostrata (American eel) is the source of this 3854-nucleotide messenger RNA. It is a transcript of the gene pdk1, whose product is annotated as pyruvate dehydrogenase kinase, isozyme 1. The record is from RefSeq and is a predicted model, not a curated record. The coding region runs from base 607 to 1830 and encodes 407 amino acids. The transcript is spliced from 11 exons. Gene Ontology annotation, molecular function: pyruvate dehydrogenase (acetyl-transferring) kinase activity. Lineage: Eukaryota; Metazoa; Chordata; Actinopteri; Anguilliformes; Anguillidae. Gene Ontology annotation, cellular component: mitochondrion. Gene Ontology annotation, biological process: protein phosphorylation; regulation of glucose metabolic process.
UUGACUGGUUUGUACGUACAACUCGCGAGGCCUUUGCUGGCUUGCUCGCAAUCCACAUGUUACUUCCGAAUGUUGCCGUUGCAGUCGUUGUACAUUAAGGACUUUAGUCGCUUGUUUAUUUAAUGUACUAGAAAAGCUGACAUGCAAAACGCAUGAUCGUCACGUUCUCACGAGGUCUAGCGAGCGAAGUUAUUAGCUACUUGCUAGCUAGAUCAAGGAACGGAACUGAAUGUAACGUUAUAGUUUGCUAGUGUGUUAGUUACAAAGGUGACACCGCCAGGUUAGCGAGCUAGAACGGAACUGGCUAACACUGCCUCGCCAAAAGGCCCUUGUUAAUAGCCUGUGCGUUAGGAUCGCCUGUUUAUUAAUUGAACAACAAAUACACACGAAGAGAAAAACUGCAGAACAGAUAGCUAUCUAGAGCUUUUUUUGGUCGCUGCGGUAACUGCAAAUAUGCAGUGGAAUCUUUACUGGACUGUGGAAUUUGUUUUUGUCAGUCUAAACCAUAUAGUCAGCUAGCUAAUCACUAGCUAGCCAUCAAAUUAGUCAACUAUUCACCAACCAAGAACUCGAUAGGUAGCUAACGUUACCUGUAUACCUCACAGCAUGAAGCUUUUUAGGUUGUUAAUGAAAAACGGCCCAAUCGGGAAGCAUAUUGAUUACUACUCCAGAUUUUCUCCUUCACCGCUCUCUAUGAAACAGUUUUUGGAUUUCGGGUCAGAGAAUGCAUGUGAAAGAACUUCGUUUGUGUUCCUGAGACAGGAACUUCCCGUAAGGUUGGCAAAUAUAAUGAAGGAAAUAAAUUUGCUGCCAGAUAAUUUGUUAAAGACGCCGUCAGUUCGCCUGGUCCAGAGCUGGUAUGUGCAGAGUCUGCAGGAUAUCCUUGAGUUUAAGGAUAAAAAUGCUGAUGACGAUAAAGUCACAUAUGAUUUCACAGAUGCAGUGAUAAAGAUACGGAACCGUCACAAUGACGUAAUUCCUACCAUGGCACAAGGAGUGGUGGAAUAUAAGGAGGCCUAUGGGACGGACCCAGUGACCAGUCAGAAUGUGCAGUACUUCCUGGAUCGCUUCUACAUGAGCCGAAUAUCCAUCAGGAUGCUGAUCAACCAGCACACCCUGCUCUUUGGGGGAAAGAUCAGAGUUAACCCUGCACACCCUAAACAGAUAGGCGGCAUUGACCCACACUGCCGCGUAGCUGAGGUGGUGAAGGAUGCAUAUGAAAAUGCACGGCGACUUUGUGACUUGUACUACAUGAACUCGCCAGAGUUGAUACUGGAAGAAUUCAAUGUUAAAGAAAAGGGAAAGCCAAUAACAGUGGUCUAUGUACCAUCCCACCUCUACCACAUGGUGUUUGAACUUUUCAAGAAUGCCAUGCGAGCCACCAUGGAACUCUACGGAGAUGCUCUGGAGUACCCUGCUGUCCAUGUUCGCAUCGCGCUGGGGACAGAGGACCUGACGGUCAAGGUAAGUGAUCGUGGAGGGGGUGUGCCCUUGAGGAAGAUUGACAGGUUAUUUACCUACACCUACUCCACUGCCCCGCGGCCACGGAUGGAGACCACACGGGCUACCCCUCUGGCUGGCUACGGUUAUGGUCUUCCCAUCUCUCGACUGUAUGCAAGAUACUUUCAAGGUGAUUUAAAACUGUAUUCCUUGGAGGGCUAUGGCACGGAUGCUGUCAUAUACAUCCGGGCAUUAUCCACUGAGUCUAUAGAAAGGCUCCCAGUCUACAACAAGUCAGCGUGGAGACACUACAAGACCAUGCAUGAGGCAGAUGACUGGUGUGUGCCCAGCAAAGAACCCAAGGACAUGACCACAUUUCGCAGUUUCUAGUUCUACAGGUUGUCUCAGGGCAGCAGACAGGAUAACUGCCACUGUUUAUGGUGUCAUGGUGUUGAGCCAGGAAGAAUUAACACUUGUGUGUUGAUAGCAUCAUUGCUGAACAAAGGUCAAUUCCACAAGCUUAAUUUGGAAUAGCAGCUAUUGAAAGUUUUUAAAAUAUGCUCCAUGUUACAGUAAACCUGCCCUGUGACUUACAAAUGCUAUCAUUGCACUGUGGAUUGCUUUUGUAGAAUUCAGAUUUAAAUUGAAAUGUACAGUACACCAGCAUUUCUUUUAGGUGUUGUGUUAAAGCGGAUUUGGGUUUGAGUUUUUUUUUUUUUUUUGUAGUGUGGCUUUUAAAAACAUUUCAUAGUAUGGCAUUACUGUUACUUUACAGUUUUUACACAUUUGACAACACAGGGAUAAUAUGACUAAAUUGGAGUGUCUCAUUCAUUUAUGUGGCUCAUCAUUUUCAAACUCUAUUAAUAGUACAAAAUACUGGUCAUCAGCUGCUAGAGCCACUCCCAUAUUAGAGUGCAUGCAUUAUCUUAGUAUGACAGAAUUACUGAACAAUUUGGCUUCAAAUAGUUUUUGUGACUAAAUUGUGCAAAACUAAGCUCUUUUAAAUGGGCACAAAAGGAACCUUGAACAUAAAUGGCCACAUAAAGGACCUCAAUGGGACCAGAGGUGAAGAUACGUAAAAGGUUGGAUAAACCUGUAAAAAUUAAAAUAAGAAUUACAGCUGACAAUUUUAAAAUGUGGAAAUGCCGAAAUGAAUCCACUCAACAAACCAUUUUGGGAAGGCUUUUGCCAAAAACGUUACAGUAUUAAAUAUUUUUGGCUGGAACAGCGGGGCCAGCCCUACAAACGUGAAUGUCUGUGACUGACUGAUAAAGUUACCCCGUGCAUGUCUGUGAUGUUGGCCGGUUCGGUCCAGCCAUAUACUAGGUUUUAACCUGGUCUAGUUCAGUCUAAAAUGGCCAUGACAUAGCAAUUUUUUAAAAAUUAAAUGAACCUAAUUGUAACUCAUUGUUGCAGAAUUGGUCUGUGUGUAAUGCAAGGAAUAAGCAACAUGUAAGCUGUCAUAGUUACAGUAUGAGGUGAUUUGGUGCACUAUUUGGAAAUGGUCGGGAUUAUACAAAUUUUAAAGAUUCAUUAAUCCUCGUUUGAUGACAUCUUAAAAAUAAAAAGUGAGGUCCAGUAGUCCCAGCUUGUGCCCAGAGUCCAAAUUUGAACGUGAAAUAAAUGUACUGCAAUACUGCACUCACACAGGCUAAAAGCUGGCACUUCGCCAGGCUAUCCAUCUAGAUUAUAAAUUGACAUUAACAUUUAAAUGAGGGUAUUAGAUAAUCCUCACAGGAUGUGGUUAUGCACGAGGCCUCUGCAUUGGCAUAGAUGGCUAAAAUGGAAGUGUUUAUUCAAGAUGAGGAGUAUUGAGCUUUUGGCACCUUCACCAUGUAUUUGUUCACAGUACAGGUAUUUUAACUGCUGCUCAUAUUGGGCUCAUGUCCAUAGUUCCCAAUCAGUCAUAUUCAUAGUGCCAAAUCAGUACAAAUAUAACUAUAAGGGACAAUUCCAAGUAUGCCUUAGAUGGUAGUUUUUUAUUUAAAAAAUUCACUUGUGGUAUGCACUUUUGUUGCACGACCACAAGGUACACAUGCCAGUAUAAAGUGUUUGUGGUUCCAACUGGAAGCUUAGAAUUUUGUACAUAGGACCAUGCAGUCAUACAUUUAAAAAACUUGGCUUCUAGAACUGUAGAAUUUAUUUAAAUAAGGGGUUAAAUACUAUGAAAAAAUCUGAACAGGUAAAUCACUAGUUCACUACAGUAUGACAUUUUUGGGUUAUGAAAAAACCCUACAGUUAUGUGAUAAUGAUAAUCUAUUGAAACUGCAGCCAAAUGUGAAAUGAGCUCUCAAAGGUUGUGUGUGUGUACUUGUUCUUGUUCAGUUCAGCUCUGGUCUUGCAUGUUUAAAGUGAAAUUCAGCACUAUUUUGCUUAAUUUUCUGAUUUUGAAAAAUUAAACACUCUUGUUGUUG